AUGCGGGAGGUCCGGGCGUCCGAAAUCGGGCUUUUGAGCAGGAGACUGCUCACCUCGUGCUCCCUCCGCAACACUUCGCUACGAUCAUCACAGCUGGCCAGCCAGCCUCUAUGGCUACAGCCACGUACUUUCUCGACAUCCCGCACUUUUUUCAACAGCGAGUCUCUGUUCGGUGUGAAAGGUCCCCUCGCAGAGAACCCCCAAUCAUCGACGACGGCCUCCUCGACAUCGUCCUCUCCGACAGCAGCCGCCAAAAAGAAGCCCCACACUCCUUUCGCGUACGAUGCCACUUCCUCAAACUUCGAUAUCUCUCAACUCAUCGCCAUGGACUCCGACGACUUCAUGAUGAAGCACCACGCCGCUGGUCAGCAAGAGAUCGAGCUCCGAACUCGCCCGCAAACAGGCCGCACAAUCCACGUCACCGGCUCCCGCGACUUUUCCGCCGCAAUGAAGGCCCUCGAUGUCUCAACCAAGAGGAACAGGAUCAAGUCCCUUUGGCACGGGCAGAAGUUUCACGAGCGUCCAGGAAUGAGACGCAAGAGGCUCAGGAGGGAGAGAUCGAUAAAGCGAUAUAAGGAGGGUUUCGUCGCGACAGUGCGUCGAGUACAGGAGCUGACAAACCAGGGCUGGUAA
Messenger RNA from Colletotrichum aenigma, 633 nucleotides. RefSeq lists its product as uncharacterized. The transcript is spliced from 2 exons. Gene Ontology annotation, cellular component: ribosome; mitochondrial small ribosomal subunit. Gene Ontology annotation, biological process: mitochondrial translational initiation; translation. Gene Ontology annotation, molecular function: structural constituent of ribosome. Lineage: Eukaryota; Fungi; Ascomycota; Sordariomycetes; Glomerellales; Glomerellaceae. The coding region runs from base 1 to 633 and encodes 210 amino acids. The record is from RefSeq and is a predicted model, not a curated record.